AUGAAUGGCCAAGGUCUAUCUCCACGUAUCAAAAUUUCAAAACUGAGGCCGUUAGCAUCUAAUUCAAGGAAGCCUAGUGUGCCUAAAAGAAACAUUUUAAACUUAUCUCUUAAGAAAAAAGGAGAUCCAGCAAUAUCAUUUACUGCUUUUCCUCAUGAAAUGAGGACACCUAAGCAGCUGACACUUCCUAAACGAACUGACAGAGGAUUUCCUGUUCAUUUGUCUGACAAGUUUUCAUUAAACAACACUUUGGAAUCAUCCGCAAAUUCAUCAUUCAAGCUGAAUAGCAGCUUAAACCGCAGCAAUAACUGCUUAAGCAGAGACGAAACACGUAGCGCAAGGCCAAGUCCUAGAGCAAAGAUAGCAAUUAGGCAUAAAUCAAUAAGUCACGCUCCAAGUGAUCCAGAUACAUUAUUGCUGUUUCAUAAACUCCCUAUAUCCCCUCCAGAAGUUCUAAAAGAAUUUGAAUCUUUUAUGACGAAAUACGAACAAAAUGAGGUUUUAGAAUAUUCAGAAAUUUAUUUUCUUGGGUUAAAAUCCAAGAAAAUACAGCCAGAUCCUACUCAAGCCAAUUUUGGCUAUGAUGAUGACAGAUCUGACUAUAAAUUGGUAACUGGAGAUCAUAUCUCAUACAGAUAUGAAAUAAUUGAAAUCUUAGGAAAAGGAUCUUUUGGACAGGUCUGCAAAUGUCUAGACCAUAAAACUAAAAAACUUGUAGCUCUAAAAAUCAUUAGAAACCAAAGAAGGUUUCAUAGACAAGGAAAAGUGGAAAUUAAAGUUCUCCAGCAUAUGAACGAAAACGGCAAAGACUCAGAAGCUCAUUGCGUGCAAAUGGAAGACUGCUUUAUUUUUAGAAAACAUUUAUGCAUUACUUUUGAGCUGCUUUCCAUCAAUUUAUAUGAACUUCUAAAAAACAAUGGAUUUCAUGGAUUUUCCCUUACUCUUGUAAAGCGCUUUGGUAUACAGAUUUUAAUAUGUCUCGCGUUUUUAAGAGAGCAUAAAAUAAUUCAUUGCGAUUUGAAGCCCGAAAAUAUUCUCCUGAAGCAUCCAAAUAAAUCUGGAAUCAAAGUGAUUGAUUUUGGAUCUUCUUGUUUUGAAGAAGAAAAAUUAUAUACUUAUAUACAAAGUAGAUUUUACAGAGCUCCAGAAAUAAUAUUGGGGAUUCCUUAUACGGUAGCAAUUGAUAUGUGAUCAUUAGGGUGUAUUCUUGCAGAGCUGCAUUCCGGCUGUCCGAUUUUCCCAGGAGAAAGUGAGCAUGAGCAGCUGUUGUGCAUUAUGGAAGUGAAAGGACUUCCUCCCGAAGAGCUUAUGGAGCAAGCUACAAGAAAAAAUUUGUUUUUUGAAGAAAUGAAUCCAAAAAUUGUCCCGAAUAGUAGAGGUAAAAAAAGAUUUCCAGGAACACGAACAUUGGAAGAAAAAGCUAAAUCAUCAGACGAAGUCUUUCUAGGUUUUAUUGAACGUAAGCUUUAUUUUAGGAUGUCUUGAUUGAAACCCAUUCACAAGAAUGACACCAGAUGAAGCUUUUGAACACCCAUGAAUUAAAGAAGCUUUUCAAAAUUCACCGUCCAAUAGAAUGCUGCUUAAAAGUUCAACAGGAUCCAGGGGUGAUGGUAGUUAA
This is a messenger RNA of Blepharisma stoltei, 1618 nucleotides long. NCBI's taxonomy places the organism in Eukaryota, Ciliophora, Heterotrichea, Heterotrichida, Blepharismidae. The record is from the annotation of a GenBank genome assembly.